CUUUUCUCUGAUCUAUUUUUUUCUAACUAUGAGUGACCUUUUCUGGCUUGUUGGGUAAAAGUCUUUCUUCUUUCGUUAAUUUUCUUUUGUUUUUGUUCUUUUUUGUUGCAUAAUUGGAUCUUUUAGCUGUUUCUUGAUCUGGGUAUGGUUAUUUUCUCCUAGCUAUUUGAUCAAUGUGCUUGGAAUAGAAGAUUUGAAAAGGUGUUCGGAUUUGGGUUUCUAGAUGUUUGAAAAGAUUAUAUAGGCUUCUGAUGCUCAGAUGGAAGGAGAUGGUGAGUUCAGGCGCUGGGAUGAAUUGCUUCCGGAUGCACUUGGGUUGAUUUUCAGGAAUCUUCCACUCCAGGAGAUACUUACUGUGAUCCCAAGAGUGUGCAAACCAUGGGGGAGAGCAGUUAGUGGACCUUAUUGCUGGCAGGUCAUCGACAUCGAAAAAUGGAGCCAACGAUGUCAGCCGGAGACCCUUGAUCGCAUGCUUCAAAUGCUGAUAACUAGGAGCUCGGGUUCACUACGGAAGCUCUGUGUUACUGGUAUCUCUAAUGACCAGAGCUUUUCGUUCAUUGCUGAUAAUGCCAAAUCUCUUCAGAAUUUACGGCUGCCAAGAAGCGAAAUAAGUGAUUCAGUAGUGGAACAGGUUGCUGGGAGGCUGUCCUCAGUGACUUUCUUGGAUGUUAGUUACUGCAGGAAUAUCGGAUCCCUGGCCCUCGAAGCAAUAGGCAAGCACUGUAAGUUACUAAUGGGGUUGAGGAGAACAAUGCACCCAUUAGAGGUAGUAGAUAAACUGUCUCAAGAUGAUGAAGCUCUUGCCAUUGCUACUACAAUGCCGAAGCUCAAGCAACUUGAGGUGGCAUACUUGCUUAUUAGUACAGAAGGUGUGCUCAAAAUACUUGAAAGCUGCCCUGACCUUGAGUUACUAGACGUUCGAGGAUGCUGGAAUGUGAAGCUAGAUGAAAGUUUUGUCAAGAAAUUCUCACGGCUGAAGGUGGUCGGACCUCUCGUUGUGGACUAUUUUGGGAUGAAGGGAUGGGAUGAUUGUUCGAAUUAUUCAGGUUCCUCUGGUUACUUGGCCUGGGACUUUGUUGCCGGAGAUGUCGGCGUUGAUGAUGAGAUAUCAUAUGGGGAUUGGGAAGAUGACCAAAGUGUGGAAGAUGUGGAAAUGAGGUUCUAUGAUGGUUUUGACUCUGAAAAUGCUGCAUUCGAUUGGCCCCUCUCCCCCUAAAGGACUGUUAUUCGUCUCUUCUCGAAAUUAGGUUGACAGAGCUCCACACUGACGUCAACCUCGACUUCUGUGAGCACUUUGCUGACACUUUGCUAUGUACAAACAUUGUGUUUCUAUUUUCUAAUGUAGUGUAUAAACAAGUUUUCCUAGGAGUGUUUGUAAUAAAAGAACUUGUAACCUGUAGCAAAAGAAUUUGUUUCCUUAGUAAAUUGAGGUCUAUAUCUGAUUG
Messenger RNA from Hibiscus syriacus, 1445 nucleotides. Its product is annotated as F-box protein FBW2-like. The record is from RefSeq and is a predicted model, not a curated record. Lineage: Eukaryota; Viridiplantae; Streptophyta; Magnoliopsida; Malvales; Malvaceae. Bases 260 to 1216 code for a protein of 318 amino acids. The transcript has 3 exons.